AUGCUCAAACAAUCAAAUUUCGAUUCAAGUAAAGCAUCUUCGGAUGAUUCAACUUUUGAUUUACUAGUUAUUGGUGGUGGCGCUGUUGGCUCUGGUGUGGCUCUUGAUGCUGCCACAAGAGGUUUAAAAGUUGCCUUGGUUGAAAGAGAUGAUUUUUCUUCUGGAACUUCUUCUCGUUCUACAAAACUUGUUCACGGUGGUGUUCGAUAUCUCGAGAAAGCCUUCAGAAAACUUGAUUAUGGUCAAUUUAAACUAGUUAGGGAAGCUCUUCACGAACGUGCAACCUUCUUACACAUCGCACCUUACCUAAGUCAACAAUUGCCAAUAAUGUUACCGAUUUACAGGUGGUGGCAAAUUCCAUAUUAUUGGGCUGGUACAAAAGCCUACGAAUUAUUGUCUGGUAAAGAAGCUUUGGAAAGUAGUUAUUUCUUAACUCGUAGUAAAGCUCUCGAAGUUUUUCCAAUGUUAAAAAAAGAUAAAUUAGUAGGUGCUAUAGUUUUUUAUGAUGGUCAACAUAAUGAUGCUCGUAUGAAUGUGGCGGUUGCUUUAACUGCAGCUUAUUAUGGAGCUGCUGUUGCUAAUCAUGUCGAAGUUAUAAAGGUAUUAAAGGAUGAAUCGGGGACUGUGAAUGGCGCUCGUUUAAGAGAUAAUUUGACUGAUGAAGAAUGGGACGUAAAGGCCAAAGGAGUUAUAAGUGCUACUGGUGCAUUUGCAGAUGGUUUACGUUCAUUGGAUGAUCCUAAAACAGAAAAAAUAGUUGCACCCUCUUCUGGUACACAUAUAAUAUUACCAAAUUAUUAUAGUCCUCGAAACAUGGGUUUGCUAGAUCCUCUUACUUCGGACAAUAGAAUUAUUUUCUUAUUACCUUGGGAAGGUAAUGUCAUAGCCGGUACGACCGAUUCUCCUGCAGACGUAACUUUUGAGCCAUUGGCUAAAGAAGAAGAGAUUCAAUGGAUAUUGGAAGAAAUAAAAAGAUAUUUGAGUGCAGAUAUUAAAGUUCGUCGUGGUGAUGUGCUCGCAGCUUGGUCGGGUAUUAGGCCAUUGGUUCGUGAUCCUAACGCGAAAAAUACUUCCGAGUUAGUAAGAAGUCAUAUGAUUAAUGUCAGUGAUUCUAAAUUGAUUACUAUUGCUGGUGGAAAAUGGACUACGUAUCGUGCUAUGGCAGAGGACACUGUUGAUAAAGCUAUUGAAGUUUAUGGUUUGAAUCCUUUGAAUGGUUCACGUACAAAAGAUGUUAAACUUAUUGGUUCACAUGGUUAUUCCAGCACUAUGUUUAUAAAGUUGAUUCAACAAUUUGGUUUAGAAACUGAGGUUGCUCAGCAUUUAUCAAAUAGUUAUGGUGAUCGUGCUUGGGCUGUUGCAGCUUUAUCAGAACCUACUGAAUUUAUGAGAUCACAACAUGCAUCUGAAGAAGCUAUAAAUGUUUUGGGAAGAGAAAAACAUGAACUUCAUAAUGAAGUUGAUAAAAUAAGAGCUGAAUUAAACAUGACGAAAUCAUUAAUGAUAAAGAAUGAACAAAAAAUUAAAGACGGUGAUAAUGGUUUACGAUGUGAAAUGGAUACACUUAGAGAUAUUCUAUCACUCCAUCUAGGUUUAUCCGAUGACAAUAAAUUUGAUCAAUUUGAAUAUGAUUCGGAAUUUAGUGAGAUAAUUGCAAGUUAUAAACAGUUACAAUCUAGCGCACGAAAUUAUUUACAGACUCUUGGAGAUAAUUCUGAUGAAGUAAAUGAAUUAGCUACAAAAGUUAAAAAAGCAAGUCAGCUAUGGCAACAAAAUUUACAGAUUUUGGCUAUAAAAUUAAAAUCUGCACAAAAAUUUGAAAACAGUAAAUUAAAAAAUGAACAAAAGGUGAGAGAAGCCAAAGAAAUUGAUUCAAAUAAAAAAAUCAUAUCAUUAGAAUUUGAAAAUAGUAGAUUGAAGAGCGAGUUAGAAAAUCAAGAGUUGAAAGAAGAAGCCAGAGAAAAUGAAAAUUAUAAAUUAAAGGAGGAAUUGGAAAAACAAAAGUCGAUACAAGAAGAUAAAGAAAUUGAUCUAAAUGAAAAGAUUGUAUCUUUGGAAUCUGAAAAUGGUAUAUUAGAGGAAAAGUUGGAAAAACAAAAGUUGAAUGAAGAAGAUAAAGAAACUGUUUCAAUUGAAAUUGCAUCUUUAGAAGCUGAAAAUAAUAAAUUAAAAGAAGAAUUGGAAAAACAAAAGAUGGAAGAAGAAGCUAAUUCUAAUACUAUUGCAUCUUUAGAAGCUGAAAAUAAUAAAUUAAAAGAAGAAUUGGAAAAACAAAAGAUGGACGAAGAAGCUAAUUCUAAUACUAUCACAUCUUUAGAAGCUGAAAUUAAUAAAUUAAGAGAAGAUUUGGAAAAACAAAAGAUGGAAGGUGAUAAAGAAGUUGAUUUAAAUGAAAAGAUCGCAUCUUUAGAAGCUGACAAUAGUAAAUUAAAGGAAGAAUUGGAAGAACAAAAUAAAUUAAAAGAAGAAUCGGAGAAACAAAAGUUGAAUGAAGAAGCUAAUUCUAAUAUGAUUGUAUCUUUAAAAGCUGAAAAUAACAAACUAAAGGAAGAAUUUGAAAAACAAAUAGUAAAAGAAGAUAAAGAAGUUGAUUCAAAUAAAAUCAUAUCUUUAGAAGCCGAAAACAGUAAAUUAAAAGAAGAAUUGGAAAAACAAAGGAUGGGUGAAGAAGAUAAAGAGACUAGCUUAAAUGAAAAAAUCACAUCUUUGGAAGCUGAAAUUAAUCAAUUAAAGGAAGAAUUGGAAAAACAAAAAUUGAAUGAAGAAACUAAUUCUAAUACAAUUGUACCUUUAGAGUCUGAAAUUAAUCGAUUAAAGGAAGAAUUGGAAAAACAAAAGUUGAAUGAAGAAGCUAAUUCUAAUAAAAUCACAGCUUUAGAAACUGAAAAUAGUAAAUUAAAAGAAGAAUUGGAAAAGCAAAUGAUGGGUGAAGAAGAUAAAGAAACUGGUUUAAAUAAAAAAAUCACAUCUUUGGAAACUGAAAUUAAUGAAUUAAAGGAAGAAUUGGAAAAACAAAAGUUGAACGAAGAAGCUAAUUCUAAUAAAAUUGCAUCUUUAGAAGCUGAAAAUAGUAAAUUAAAAGAAGAAUUGGAAAAACAAAGGAUGGGCGAAGAAGACAAAGAAACUGGUUUAAAAAAAAAAAUCACAUCUUUGGAAGCUGAAAUUCAUAAAUUAAAGGAAGAAUCGGAAAAACAAAAGGUGACGGAAUCAGAAAAACAAAGGGUGAUAGAAGAUAAAGAAUUCAAUCUAAAUGAAAAGAUUGUAUCUUUGGAGGAUGAAAAUCAUAAAUUAAAGGAAGAAUCGAAAAAACAAAGGGCGGUAGAGGAAGCCAACUCUAAUAAAAUAAUAUCUUUAGAAUCUGAAAAUAAUAAUCUAAAAGAAGAAUCGGAAAAACAAAAGGCAAAGGAAAAAGACAAAGAAAUUGGUUUAAAUGAAAAAAUCACAUCUUUGGAAUUGGAAAAACAAAAGGCAAACGAAAAAGAGAUUGAUUUAAAUGAAACAAUCAAAUCUUUAAAGGAAGAAUUGAAAAUUCAAAAGGAGAUAUCUGAGAAAGAAAUUAAAAAUUUACAAAUUGAAACUAAGAAAAAUUUAGAUAUUAAAGAUAAAUCUAAUGAUACAAGCACCAAUAUAGAGAGUGUUGCUGAAACUGAUAAUGACAAAAGUGUCAAAGAAAAAUUAGCCGAGGCAGAAGCUCAUAUAUCAAGUAGUGAAAAAGAAAAAACAGAUUUACGUGAUAAUAUCAAUAGAUUAAAUGAAAAAUUGAAAGAAGAACGUGAAGGUCAUGAAAAACUAGUCAUGAGUUGGGUUGAAGAGCAAAAAAAUAAUAAAAAUAACAAUUAUUAA
This is a messenger RNA of Entrophospora sp. SA101, 3843 nucleotides long. The record is from the annotation of a GenBank genome assembly. NCBI's taxonomy places the organism in Eukaryota, Fungi, Glomeromycota, Glomeromycetes, Entrophosporales, Entrophosporaceae.